Molecule: messenger RNA, 13885 nt
Organism: Saccostrea echinata
Lineage: Eukaryota; Metazoa; Mollusca; Bivalvia; Ostreida; Ostreidae
Product: basement membrane-specific heparan sulfate proteoglycan core protein-like
Exons: 84
Coding region: 149-12232 (4027 amino acids)
Molecular function (GO): calcium ion binding; protein binding
Source: RefSeq, a predicted model, not a curated record
UGAUGAAACCCCAGGAAUCUCCAUUAGGGAACUCUAUAUAAACUACUAUGCUACUGCUUAUGAUGAAGAUUUCACUGUUGGAUCAGAGUUUAACCUGGAAAAAGUCACAUUUGAAGAAACCAAAGCUACUUUUGCCAUCAAAGCCAUUAUGGAUUAUACUUCCAUAGGAGCAGUUCCCAAGAAAUGCCUGCCUGAUCAGUUCCAGUGUUCCAAUAGUGAGUGUAUAGAUGGCAGAUACAAGUGUGAUGGCCAGGACGACUGCUUUGAUGGAUCAGAUGAGAAGAACUGUCCUGUGACGGUGUGUGCCUCUGAUGAGUUCAGGUGUAGUGAUAAUAGGCAGUGUAUUCCUGCGGCCUUCCGCUGUAACCUCCAGCCAGACUGUUUAGACGGCAGCGACGAGGAGAGAUGUGAGCCGCAGUGUAAGGCACAGGAAUUUAAGUGUGAUGACGGGACCUGUAUCGAUUCUGAGUUUAGGUGUGAUGGCGUGCCUGGCGAUUGUCCGGAUAACUCAGAUGAAGCUCGCUGUGGGGGUACAUCUCAGUCCUGUCCUGAAGGCCUGUUACGAUGUGAUAAUGGAGAUUGUGUCGCAGGAAACAGAUGUGACGGACUCCCAGAAUGCCGGGACAACUCUGACGAGAAAAACUGUGAAACCAGCACACUCCCUCCAACAUUAGCUCCAGAAAUCUGCACAGAAACUGAGUUCCGAUGUAACGAUGGAAUGUGUAUGCCAAAGGACUUGAUAUGUGAUGGAACCCCGGAUUGUGACGACCAGUCAGACGAAUCUCAGACAUUAUGUGGAACUUCUACUGUCUGUCCUGAGGGACAGUUCCGAUGUGACAAUGGGGAGUGUGUGAGGACGGAUGCACCCUGUAAUUUUGUCCAGGACUGUACAGAUGGCUCAGAUGAGGCUGUCAGCACCUGUGGUGUACGUGUUCAACUUGAUAUAACCAAGUCUCAACAAGUUUACAAUGAAGGAGAAACUGCUGUCUUUAACUGUGUAGCUACAGGAAAUGUUGGAGUCACAAUAAGAUGGAGGACCAAGGAGGGGGCCUUACCUGCAAAAGCUGUGCUACAGAAUGGAAGGCUGUCCAUUCCUAAUGUGACAAUGAAUGAUGUUACCGACUACAUCUGUUACACAGACACAAUACAAGGGGUUGGAGAAGCUACAGUCGAUCUACUUGUCAUACCAGGUAACACCACCACAGACUGUCCCCAGGGUCAGUAUAAAUGUGAUGACAGCACUUGUGCACCCCCUGGGUCUAACUGUGAUAGAAAGGUUGACUGCGGAGAUGGUAGCGAUGAAUUCCCGAGAUACUGCGGUUGUCAGCUUGGAGAGUUUAUGUGUGCUGAUGGGAAGCGGUGUAUAUCAAAGGCCGAGGAGUGUGAUGGAAGAAUCAACUGUCCAGACAGAUCUGAUGAGCAUUCCAAUUGUACUGUAGCCUGCCGAGCGGACGAAUUCACCUGUCAAAGUGGACAAUGUAUUGACCGGGCUCGGCUGUGUGAUGGGUAUCCAGACUGUAAUGACCGGUCAGAUGAAGAAGAUAGAGCUUGUCGUAAAUGUGACAGUGGUUCCCAGUUUACUUGUCGUUUUGAACAUCAGUGUGUUAAUGUCUCGAUGGUUUGUGAUGGGUUUGCCGACUGUGUAGAUAAGUCGGAUGAGAUGAAUUGCUGUAAUAAGUCCACAGAAUUUACAUGUGCAAGUGGACAGUGUAUAGACAUUAGGAGACGAUGUGAUAGGAUCAGAGACUGCUUUGAUGGCUCUGAUGAACGAGAUUGUCCUUGUCGUGCUGAUGAAUUCAAAUGUUUUUCGGAUGGGAAAUGUGUACUGCGAUCUGACAGAUGUAAUGGGCGGAGAGAUUGUCAAGAUGGCAGUGAUGAAACUGACUGUCAGGAGCGCUGUACCCCCUUCGAGUUUCAGUGUACAGUAGGGGGCUGUGUGGAGGCUAUCAAGCGCUGUGACGGUUUUUUUGACUGUCCUGAUGGCUCUGAUGAAAUUCUGUGUAACUCCCCCACUCCUGCUCCAACCACAGAACUGCCUGUGAUUGUCCGAGUGGCCCCCUCCAGCCUGAGACUUAGGGAGGGACAACAGGCCUCAUUCCAAUGCCAGGCCAGUAGAUCAGUCCCACUGCGCUGGAGUCGACGCAGCAAUAUUGGGUCUCUGCCUUUUCAAGCCAGAGUAGAAAACAAUAUUCUAAUAAUUCCACAAGUUCGGUCUGAAGACUCAGGAUCUUAUGUGUGUGCUGUGGUAGGACAGGAACAAAGAUACUAUGCCAUUGCUUCACUGGAUGUACAGUCCUUACCAACUACUACUGUAGCACCACAGCGACCCCUUAUCAUCACAAUUUCACCCCCCAGUUUGAGACUGAGGGAGGGGCGACAGGCACAGUUCCAGUGUCAGGCCACCAGAUCUGUUCCUCUUCGCUGGACCAGACGCAGCAGCAAUGGGACAGCCCUACCUUUCCGAGCCUCAGUAGAGAACAACAUACUCACUAUUCCAGAGCUUCAGUUAUCAGACUCUGGAUCUUACAUGUGUUCCGUGGUAGGGCAGGAACAGAGAUACUUUGCUAUUGCUACACUAGAUGUACAGUCAUUGGUUCCCCCUACUCUCCCUCCCACGGGAAUCUGUCGCCCCGGGGAGGCUGUGUGUCAGAACCUACAGUGUAUCAAUGCGGACUACCGGUGUGACGGGGACCAGGACUGUGAAGACGGCUCAGAUGAAGAUCCAAGCAUUUGUAACUUCGAGAAGUUGUGUGAACCAAAUGAAUUCAAGUGUUCCAAUGGAAGAUGUGCUAUGAAGAUCUGGCGUUGUGAUGGAGAUAAUGAUUGUGGAGAUGAUUCCGAUGAACAGAAUUGCCCCACCCGACGUCCCGGAGACCCGUGUGAUUCUAAGGAGUACCAGUGUACAUCCGGGGACCAGUGUGUGCCAGCCUCGUAUCAGUGUGAUGGAGAAAUUGACUGUCAGGACAGAUCAGAUGAGAUUGGCUGUGCUGCACCCACUAUAAAUGUUGCUCCUCCCCCCAAUAUCGAGGUAGAAGUGGGUGGCUAUUUCACCAUUAUUUGUGAGGCUGUGGGUGUCCCCACCCCACUGAUUGUGUGGAGAUUAAACUGGGGGAACAUUCCAACAGGGGACAGGAUAUAUGUCUCCAGUGUCAAUGGACGGGGUAACCUCACAAUCACAGACGCCAGAAUAGAGGAUUCUGGGGCCUACACUUGUGAAGCCAUUAACGUCAGAGGAAGCGUAUUUGCAUCUCCUGAUGCAAUCAUUAUUGUAAGACGUACCCCACAAGGUGUUUGUGAACCUCCUAGAUUCAACGUGGAAGCCUCCAUUGACACAGACUGCAUCAACUGCUUCUGUUUUGGCCACACUACCCAGUGUUACAGUUCUGAUUUACAAAUCUCAAAGAUUGAUCUAGUGGGUGAACUUACGAUGGUGAAUGUGGACUCUUCACUACCUAUUGACUCUCGGUAUGUGGAGUACCUUCCCUCAGGGGAGUAUGGUGGCUUCUAUCAGGUGGGAGAUGGACUGCGACUGGUGCCCCCAGGGAUCUACUACUGGUCACUUCCGGGAGAGUUCCUAGGGGAUAGGCUUACAAGUUAUGGAGGGAGUCUUCAGUAUGAUAUUUUCUAUUCCCUCGGGAGAGGUCAGUCUAAAAUUUUGGAUCAAGCAGAUGUGGUUAUGAGGGGAAAUGGCAUCACAAUCUACCACAGAGCGUCAACCAUUGCCAGACCAGAGGGACUGACUCGCUUUCAGGUUCCUCUGCUGCCGAGUGCUUGGACAAAAGGUGACAUGCCUCGAAGAGGGGACACACCUGUGCUGGAAUAUGCUUCCAGAGAAGACCUCAUGAUGGUACUGGAGAACCUGGAAUACAUCUACGUUAGAUCUCACUAUGACUCGAGCAUGGCACUUACAAGGAUUGGCAAUAUAGAGUUGAGCAGUGGUGCAAGGGAAUCAACAGGUCUUGGUAGAGCUGUGUAUGUGGAGAGUUGUGAGUGUCCUCCCGGCUACUCUGGACUCUCUUGUCAGGACUGUGCCCCAGGUUACACAAGAGUUCAGCAAGGUCCCUACCUGGGGAUUUGUACCAGAUGUAACUGUUACGGACAUUCAGCGGACUGUGAUCCCAUCACUGGAGCCUGCAGGUUCUGUAAUCACAACACUGAAGGUGCACAAUGUGAGCGUUGUGCUGUUGGUUACUAUGGAGAUGCCACGCUUGGAACUUCUGAUGCUUGCAAGCCCUGCCCUUGUCCAUUAACCACACCAACAAACCAGUUCAGUGAGACUUGUGUCCUGAGUUCUGAUGGCAGACCUACAUGUACCGCCUGUAAACCAGGCUACACCGGGCGAAACUGUGAGAGAUGUGCAGAAGGAUACAUUGGCCAGCCCAGUAUCAUAGGAAACUACUGCCGAAAAGUCAACUUGCCUGAUAUAUGUGACUCCAGAGGCAGUUACAGCAGACAACCAGACCCUGUGACCGGUGUCUGUAGAUGUAAGUCUAAUGUUGUCGGUAAGAACUGUGACCAGUGCAGGGAGAACACGUUUCAUCUGGAUGCUGCCAAUCCUUUUGGCUGUCUGCGUUGUUUCUGCAUGGGAGUCACAACCCAAUGUACCAGCACUUCUUGGAAUAAAGCUCAGAUUGGUUCCUCAUUCACAAGAAACAGCAAUGGUUUUGUCCUGACAGAUCUACUUCAAAGGGAGACAAUUUCAGAUGGCUUCACGGUCAACAGCAAUGUCAGGGAGCUGGUUUAUCGGGGCUUUAGCAACCAGAGAGACACUGUGUAUUAUUGGUCACUUCCAAAGCGUUUCCUAGGAGACAAGGUGGUGUCCUAUGGGGGUUACCUGAGAUUUGUAUUGGUGUACCGGCCGGGACAAGAUGCCUCACCCAGUCAGCUGGACGGCCCUCUUGUGGAAAUCAUUGGAAAUGGAGUAACAUUGAUUCACAGAUCUACACAGGAACAUCGACCAAACACUCCCUCUUCCUACAGAGUGCCAUUUACAGAGAAUGCUUGGACUGGUCUUGAUGGAUCAAGCACAUCAAGGGAAUUUCUGUUAAUGGCCCUGGCAGAUUUGGAUGCUAUUUUGAUCAGAGCUACAUUCACCAGAGAAACAGAUCAAGCCAGUAUACGUGAUGUUGUCAUGGAUAUUGCAGAAGACCGAGUGACAGGUCAAGGUCGUGCAUCCACGGUUGAGCAGUGUCAGUGUCCCAGAGGUUACAAAGGACUGUCCUGCGAGGACUGUGAUGUGGGUUAUACACGUCGUGGCGAUGGUAUUUAUCUCGGGACUUGUGAACCAUGUCAGUGCAAUGGCCAUUCCAGUGAAUGUGACCCUGAUACAGGACGCUGUAGGAACUGCCAACAUAACACUGAUGGAGAGCAGUGUGGCCGUUGUGCCACUGGUUUCUAUGGUGAUGCCACCAGAGGUACCCCAAGUGAUUGCCAGCCCUGCCCCUGUCCCCUUACCCAGCCACCCAAUCAAUUCAGUCCUACAUGUGAAUUGGCAAGAAAUGGACAAGUAAGAUGUACCGCUUGCCCAGCAGGGCACAGGGGACUCCGAUGUGAAAGCUGUAUUCAGGGAUACACAGGAAAUCCAAUACAACCAGGGGACUACUGUAAGAUUUCUACAGGUCCAGAUUGUCAAUGUGACAGUCGAGGAACAGUUCCCAACACCCAAUGUGACGUAGUGACAAAGCAGUGUCAAUGUAAAGCAAAUGUUCGAGGACAAAGAUGUCGGUUCUGUAAAGAUCGCUACUUCCAUCUGAGUGAGGAGAAUUCCCAGGGCUGUUUGUCUUGUUGGUGCUCAGGUGUGGCCACCCAGUGCAGCUCUUCAGCUUUUUAUAAAGACAGGAUCUAUCCAAAUUUGUCUGGGGCUGACACCCACAACUUUGUAUUGACCAAUCGUCGUCUGUCUAACUCUAUCACGGAUGGCUUUGACAUCAAUACUGACAGAAAUGAGAUCACGUUCAACCAGUUUUCUGGAAUCCAGAGAGAACGCGAGAGCCUCUUCUUCAGUCUCCCUCCUAAAUUCAGAGGAAAUAAGGUCACUUCCUAUGGAGGAUACCUGAGUUUCACCCUGGAGACAGUUGUGGCUUUGGAUGGAGGCAAUACUUUCAGAGAUGUGGACUUGGAAAUUAUCACACCAGGCCAACAACAAAGAAUGUAUUACUUGUUUAACCCUCCCCUACAGCCUUAUCAACCAGAGACUUACAAAAUCCAUCUUGUAGAGAGCACAUUCAGAAUGCUGGAUGGCACUUCACCAACACGAGAAACCUUCUUGUCUGUUUUGUCCAACAUUGAAGCCAUUCUGAUCAGAGCCACUUACCACACCGUUAUGGGUAGCGCCUCGCUGCGUGAUUUGUACAUGGAGACCUCAACUACUACUCCUACCACAUUUGGUCGCAUGCCACAGGUGGAGAGCUGUCAGUGUCCCGAGGGCCACACCGGUUCCUCGUGUGAACAGUGUGCCCCAGGUUACCUCCUACAGGAGGAUGGGGUGGGGAGGAGAUGUGUCCGCUGUAGCUGUAACAACCAUGCCGACUCCUGUGAUCCUGGCACUGGACAAUGUCUGAAUUGUCAGCAUAACACGGUUGGUGACAGGUGUGAGAGAUGUGCAGAUGGUUUCUAUGGAGAUGCCACUUCUGGAACUGCCUCAGACUGCAGGCCCUGUCCCUGUCCUCUGACCGUGCCAUCCAAUCAAUUCUCCCGUACUUGUCGACUGGGUUCAGAUGGCUUACCGACCUGUGAUAGAUGUCCAGAGGGUUACCUUGGAAGGGACUGUGGAACGUGUGAUGCUGCAAGAGGUUACACAGGCAAUCCCAGAGUUAUUGGGGGGUCAUGUAUUGCUGGAGCAACCUUGGAGCCAGUGGUGGAGGUCAGCCCACUGAGGGUGGAAGAGCCAGCAGGUCACACAGUCGUAUUCACCUGUGAGGUCAGUGGCCCUGGACCAAUCACAGUUGUGUGGACCCGAGCCAAUCGUCAGCUUCUUCCAUUACGAGCCAAUGUAAGCCCUCGUCACACUCUGACUAUCAGAGAUUUGGUGCAGACGGACUCAGGACAGUACAUCUGCACUGCCACCAAUAGGCAUGGAAGUACCAGACGAAUUGUGACCCUACAGGUCACAGGUCGUGAACAGCCCAUCCGUGUGAGAAUUGAUGAGCCAACGUCUGUUGUCAAGAACCAGGGUCAGUCAGUUCGCUUUGUCUGCACAGCUUCAGGACCUAACACAAUGACCUACAUACUAGCUUGGUCCAAACAAGGUGGCACCGUUCCCUCUAAAGCGACGGAGCGUAAUGGUGUUUUAGUGAUUCCCAAUGUACAACCAGAAGAUGCUGGAUCCUAUAUCUGUACAGGUUCUGACAUAACUGACACAGACACAGCUGUAGCUGUCCUUACUGUCAGUGCCACGGAAACUCCUCCUGAAAUUCGAAUUGAGCCCCGCUACCAGACUGUGAAGGAGGGAGAGGAAGUAGAAUUCCGUUGUUUGGCUACUGCUGGCAGACCAACGCCCACACUUGAAUGGAGAAGGAAGGAGGGCAGGUAUCCAAUGAGCCAAAACGCAGUUCUCAAUAAUGGUGUCUUCAGACUUCCACGAGCAGAAAUGACUGAUGAAGGAGAAUAUUACUGUAAAGGUACCAAUGUUGCAGGGAUGUCAGAGAUACGCACCAUCUUGUAUGUUCAGAGAGAUGAGACCAGACCAGAUGUUAAUGUGCAGGUCAGACAGGUAAUUGUUGUUGCGGUGUCCGGAACCACUGCCGAGUUGGUUUGCUAUGUAGAGGGAAUACAGGCACAGUUAGUGUGGUCCCGACAAGGUGGCCUCCCUCCGGGCUCCACACAGACAGAUGGAGUUCUCAUUAUCCCCAACAUCCAGCAGUCAGGAGCCGGCCAGUACCUCUGUACUGCAAUCACACCAGUCGGUGAUAGAGGCACAGUCACUGCGUCCAUCACAGUCAGGGCUGAUAAUUUACCUGUGAGGCCAACAGCAGAAGUGAAUGUACCAGAAAAUAGACUGACUGUAGACCAGGGCAGCACAGCAACCAUCAGGUGUGAGGUAACGGGGACGCCGCAACCUACGAUCACAUGGAGCAAGAGUCGUGAGGAACUGACCAGCAGGCACAGGGUAUCUGGAGGAACCCUGAGGAUUGUGGGAGCUCAGGUGGAGGACCGAGGAGUUUACCUGUGUGUGGCAGAGAACACAGCCGGGUCGGACCAAGCCUGGGUCAUUGUGGAGGUUAUGCCCCGAUCCAAACCAACAAUAACACUGUAUCCAGAGGAAACCUCUACCACUACUAUAGGAGGGAGUGCCAUGUUUGUGUGCCGAGCCUCGGGAGAACCACAACCAACAGUCACAUGGACAAGGGCUGGUGGUGAAUCCUUUGAGAGUGGAACAACGGAACUGAAACAGGAGGGAACAUUACUGAUGUUCUCCAGGGUGACUGGGAAGGAACAGGGCAGUUAUAUAUGUACAGCCACCAACUCUAUGGGAUCUGUUAGUGCCACUGCAACCCUGCUCAUUGCAGGACCACCGAAAGUUCUCAUUCAACCCAGCCGAACAGUUUAUGCAGUUGUUGGACAGAGAGUUUCUUUAGAAUGUGUAGCUCAGGGAGUUCCAACACCAACCAUUUACUGGCGAUACGAGGCGACUCCAAGCAGAGGAGAUUUGCCCGUCUCUUUGGACGCGGAUCUCGGACCAGGUUCAGCCACCCUGACCAUAGAGUCAGUCUCUAGCGGUGACAGUGGCAACUAUGUGUGUGUCGCCACAAAUGAUGCUGGAUCUGUAGAGGAAACUGCCCAGAUUAUUGUGCGUGAAGAGAACCCUAAUGUGCCUGGAGUUACGAUUUCUGGUCCUCAGAGAUUAUCUGCCACAGAGGGACAGUCAGUGACUCUGAGAUGUGAAACACAAGGCCUAAAUAAUGCUGUUAUCCAGUGGAGGAGAAGGGAGGGUCCAUUGCCCCCCAAUCACAGCAUUCAGGGAGGAACCCUGUACAUUCCACGCUUCCAAAGAGAGUACGCCGGGGAGUACAUCUGCACUGCUACCACACCAGUUAGAAAUUAUGAGACCUCUGUUUUUAUCAUUGUGACAGUGACCCCAAAGUUGAGCAUUUCACCAGCUCAAGUAGAGGCCAGGGCUGGUCAGAGAGUACAACUCCGAUGUCAACCCCAGGGUCAGGGACCAUUUAACAUUGAAUGGGUCAAGUUGGGAGGAGGAUUAUCCCCCUCAGCCACCCAAACUGUGGACGGAAUCCUGGAGAUCCGGGCGGUGACUGCUGCUGAUGCCGGACGGUACCGCUGUGUGGCUACCAAUUCUGCAGGAUCCUCAGAUGGCAUUGCCAUUGUCAUAGUGCAAGUACCCCCCACAAUAGUUGUUUCUGACAGAGAUAGGUCUGUACGUGAAGGUGAUACAGUAACACUUCAGUGUCAGAUUACGGGGACACCACAGCCACAGGUCACAUGGGAAAAACAGGGCAGUGCUCUCCCCUCUAAUUCCGACAUCAGGAAUGACAUACUUACUAUAUACAAUGUGAGAAGUGAGGAUCAAGGCCGCUACAUCUGUAAUGCCAGAAGUACAGCUGGGUCUGCCAGGGACUACAUCAUGGUUACUGUCCAAUCAGUUAAUGGUGGUGGUUCCAUUCAGUAUGACACACAGACUGUCAAUGUGGGAGAAAAGGUGGAAAUGGAAUGUGUCACAACAGGAUCCCCUCAGCCUACAGUCAGCUGGUCUAAGCUGGAAGGUCCUCUUCCACCCACUGCCAUUGUCAAUGAUGCCUUCCUGGUCAUUCAGUCUAUAAGAUUAGAGGACGCGGGAACCUAUGUUUGUACUGUACAGAAUAUUGUGGGAACAGUCGAGAAGAGGGUCACCCUGUUCGUCAGAGCUAAACCCAUCAUUACUGGGGGUAGUGAGUCCCUGACAGCAGCCCUGGGGUCCAGUACAUCCAUGUCUUGUGAAGCCGUGGGGUACCCCCAACCAGAGAUCAGCUGGUACAAACGAGAGGGAAAUAUGCCAAGAGAUUACACAGUAGAUAACGGAAAACUGGAGAUUCCUCGUGUUUACCCCGGAGACCAGGGCACUUAUGUCUGUCAAGCCCAGAAUGACUUCGGUCAAAAUGAAAAAGAUUAUAACCUAACCGUUGGGGAUUUGGUUCCAUACUUUGAUCAGGAACCUACAUCAUAUAUCAGCUACCCUCCCAUUGAAGAUCACCACAUCAACUUUGAGAUUUUACUCUCAUUGAGACCAGAAACCACAGAUGGUUUGGUGUUGUAUAAUGGACAGUAUGAUAAUGCCAGAGGUGACUAUGUCUGUCUGGGAAUGAGAGGAGGCUACCCAGAAUUCACCUUUGAUGUUGGUUCUGGACCUGCUCUAAUACAGGGCAAUCGAACUCUUCCUUUGAACCAAUGGAAUACCAUCAAACUCAAGAGGGAAAAUUCUGUUGGAAGUAUGGAGGUUAAUGAUGAGCCAGUCUACACUGGUUCUUCACUGGGACAGUUCAGUGGUCUGGAUCUUGGUCAGAACAUGUACCUGGGUAAUGUGCCAGAUCCCAACAAGGUACCAGAGCCAGCCAGACACUCAUCUGGAUUUGUUGGUGCUGUGAGUCAGGUGAUUAUUAAUGGCAAGGACCUGAACCUGGGGGCUGAUGCCAUCGAGCUGAAGGGGAUUGAACCGUACAACGCUUGUAAAGACCGACCAUGUCUGAACCGAGGAAGAUGUCUGCCAGCCAACUCCAAGUAUGGCUACAAGUGUGACUGUCCAUCUGGGUUCACAGGAAGUCGAUGUGAGAUCACAGGAAGAGGCUGCUAUCCAGGAAUCUGUGGACCAGGAGGAAGAUGUCGUGAUGUAACUGGGGGCCACCAAUGUAUCUGUCCAAUGGGAAGGAUUGGUUCAGGCUGCUCACAGACUGUGCAGGUCAUCUACCCACAAUUCAAUGGGUCUUCCUUUUCAUCAUAUGAUCCAAUCAGAAAUGCUCGCUUCCAGAUGAAGAUUGAAUUGGAGAUCAAACCCCAAUCUCUGGAUAAUGGACUUGUGUUGUACAGUGGACAGAACGAGGAUGGAUCCGGGGACUAUGUGGUCAUCCUGAUUAAAGAUGGCUACCUGGAGUUCAGAUACAACACAGGAUCUGGUCCCGCAGUGAUGAAAAGCAAGAAGAAACUUGUGUCCAACGAGUGGGUCAGGAUCACCGCCACCAAGUCUGGACAAGAGGGUAGCCUCAUCAUCAACAACAGGGAACCAGUUAAAGAUACAUCUCCAGGGACCCACAUUGGUUUGGAUCUGAGAACCAGGUUAUAUUUAGGAGGAGUGGAUCCAGAUAAGAAAGUUCCUGAUGGUGUGGAGGUCCAGAAUGGAUUCUAUGGAUGUAUAGCUGAGUUGAAAAUAAACAUGCUGUCUACCAACCUUGUCAAAGAUGCCAUAGAAACACUUGAUGUGCGAGAUUGUGAAGAAACGGACAUCUGCAAUAGACAUCCCUGUAGAAAUGGGGGCACCUGCCAGGGGGGUACUGCAUCCUCCUACACCUGUCUGUGUCCAGCUAGUUACACUGGUGAAAAGUGUGAGGUGGAGAUUAAUCUGUGUUUGACCCAGCGACCAUGUCAAAAUAACGGAGUCUGUAGCGUGACCAACACAGGAUACAGGUGUGACUGCCCCUUAACAUUCAUGGGAAAGAACUGUGAAGCAGUAAUCAAGCUAGGAGAGAACAUUGAGGUGAACCGUGAUGGCUUUGUGGAAUUCUCCAAAGAUUACCUGACGGCCUCUCCCCAGCAGGAAGAAAACAUGAGGUUUACCCUCAAAACAACAGAGAGCAAUGGUCUAGUCCUGUGGAAGGGUCAGCGCAUGCCCCUACAAAGGUCAAGUAGUGGAGACUACCUGUCCAUCGGAUUAAAGAAUGGUUAUGUCAUGUAUAGCUAUGACCUGGGAAGUGGUCCAUCAAACAUAACGUCACCAAUCAGAGUCAAUGAUGGGUAUGCACAUAUCAUUGAGGUAACCAGAUUAGGUCGGCAAGGAAGCUUGACCAUUGACAACAAUCUGUCAUAUUCAACUUCUGGGCAAUCCCAAGGACCGCUCCAGAGCCUGAACACAGAGGGAAAUAUUUUCUUAGGAGGAGUUUCACUGGUGCCUACCAUUACCAAGGGAUCAUACUCAGAGAACUAUAGUGGUUGUAUAUCUAACAUAUACAUACAAAAUAACGGGCCUUUACGAGUCCCCGAAGAUGCUGUUGGGGGAUUUAAUGUACGACCUUGCUUAAACAAGAAAUAAUUACUUAAAGUCUUUAAAAUUACCUUCAAAUGAGUGAUAUUUAAAACUGUUCCAUACAUGCAUCCAUGAAUGAAUGACAUAUGUGAAUAUUAUGCAAUUAGACAUUGCAGGGGAAUUUUGCAUUCUUCACUGUGUUAGGUUAUUUGCAGGUCUGUGCAAAUAAAUUGGGUGCUAGAUACAGAAAAUUGUUUAUGUAAAUCAAAGGCAUUACACUUUUUCUUGAUAGUUGUACAAUUCUUUACAUUGUGAAAACUCUGUGUAGUUUUAUGUGUACAUGUAUAUUAGCACUUUAAAAGUGUACAAACAAUAUCCAUGUGUUCUGUCUAUAGAUGACUUUUAAGUUUUUAUUAUAAUAAUUUUAAAUUGAUAUUUUUGUACCCGGUUCUAGUAUUUUGAUUUUACCAUGUACCCCCUUUUUAAACAACUUUCAGAUACAUAUUAAAGGUGCUUUUUAUAUACAUUAUUCUUAAUGCUUUAUAGACAAUAUUUGAUGUGUAUGUAUAAUCAAUUUGAGUACUGAUGAUAUUAUGUGAGAGAGAACUAAGGGACAAGAUCAAAAGUUCAAUAUCUGACCAAAAAACUAAACAUUUUUUUUACAAAGAGACCCCUCCAACUCCAAACUAAAUGAUAGAUGUUGAUUCGAAUUAGAUCAGCAAAUAUUAGUAUUUAUUACACCAUAAGUUUACUUCUUUUGUUUAUUUAUAAAAAGAAACAUCAUAUACCAGAAACAUAAAGUCUAAGGUACAAUAUACACUUCUUGUUUUAUGUGUUAUUAUUGAUGUCAGUCAACAAUAACUUUUGGGGCUCUUAUUCUCCUCCCCCCUAAGUAUUUGAAUUUAGUUUUUUUUUUAAAUCAGAUUUUGAGCUUUUGAUAUCAUCCCUAAAUCAUUCAAUUACUCUGCAUGAUUGAAUGUAACUAUAUAUAGUUAGGAAGAUGUGUAUUUAAACAGGUUUCUUCCCAUAGUUAGCUUUUAUUGUAUUUCUUGAGUGUAUUUUGUUCAUUUAUUCAUCAUGAAAAUAUCUUUUCCUUUUCAAUACUCUUGAGAUGUGAAGACUGUUUAAGACUUGACUUGACCAGGUUUAGAGGGUAAAUGAAAUUGACUUUGUUUUACAUGUAAUAAAAUGUUUGUCUAACUACAAAAUAUAAUUUCAGUGCAGCAUUUAUGUUCAGGUUAUACCAAAGAUGUCCCAUUUACUGAGAGUCUUGAAUACUCAUGACAGCUGGUGCUAUAAAAAGAACAACAAUACUUGUGAUAUCCAACGGCUUUUCUGAUUUUUUUUUUUAUUUGUGACUGCAGAUCUGUCUAUCUUGAAUGAUGUAGGAGUAUUUUUUCUCAUUUUGUUGAAACUUAAGCAUUAUUCCCUAUUUUUUUAUCAAUAAUUUUUAGAUGCUAUUUUUAUUUUUCUUUAUUUCCAUGUGUUGAACUUUUGUUUCAUAGUGCAUACAUGUAUAUGACUUUUUUUUUUAACUCUGUUAUUCAGUUUCAUGACUUUAAUUAUUUCUUUACUUCAGUAAAUUAUGCAAAGUAUCUAUAAUUUGCUUUUGGAUUAAUUUGAUUUACUGGGAAAUUGUAACUAAUGAAUGAUGUUAAAGAUCUAAUAUGCUUAUUGUGCAACUUUCAAAAUUAAGAAUUAAAAAUUAUAAUACAAGUA